AUGCGCGACAUGCCCUCGAAAUUCGUCGAAAUCCUCGACUUCAAGGAUGCGCACCCGCGCAUCUCUGACUCGGACGUGCGUCUCGAGGACGUCCUGGCCGAUCAUGAAGCCAUCCUCGUCCAAGGUCAGUCUCGACCGAGAACGGGUGGACCGUGCAUCUCCAUCAUCGCCCACCUCGCCUACGUCGCCGUCGCAACGCUGGAAGCGACUGAGCCAGAUCCUCACCGUCACGAGACGACCAGACUGAGUCUGACCGGGAAAAUCAUCCAAGAAAAACAUACAAAAGAGAAGACUGUCGCUAGAGGCCGGCCCCCUUCUUUACCCUCCGAUAGACGACCGCACCGUCCGUCCUUACGACCGCGACUCAACGAAUCACGAUACGAUAACGAUUAUGAAGACAGCUAG
Molecule: messenger RNA, 405 nt
Organism: Aspergillus mulundensis
Lineage: Eukaryota; Fungi; Ascomycota; Eurotiomycetes; Eurotiales; Aspergillaceae
Exons: 2
Coding region: 1-405 (134 amino acids)
Source: RefSeq, a predicted model, not a curated record